UGUGUUAUUUUAUAUAUCGUUUUUGUGGCCGAUGCUAGGCAUAACGAAAAUAAGAUUAAAAUUCUAAAAAUGCAAAAAGAAAGUGAGAAAAUGAGUAAAGAAUGCCCCUCACAAAAUAAUGGAACUAUUGAAGAAAAUGAAAUUAAAAUUGAAAAAAUGGAAAAGGAAAUUAAGGAAAUGGUUAAAGAACAGGCCAAACUUAAUGAAAAAAUUAAAAUUUUGGAGGAUACAAAAACAGAUUUGGGUAAAUUAGUCGAGCAAAUUAAAAAUUUAGAAGCAAAAAUUGCGGUUAUUGAUGAUAAGGAAAAUAAACGAUUUGAUGACUUUUAUGAGAUGUCAAAAACAAAUUUUAACACUCUUCAAAAGGCUAUUAAUGAGCAUUCAAAAAGAAUGGAUAUAAUUGAAAAGGAGAAAAUAUUUUUAGAACAUAAGGGAAAGGAAAAUGAAAUUAAAAUUCAAAAAAUGGAAAAACUAAUUGAGAAAAUUGUUAACGAAAAGAACGAACUUUUCGACAAGAUCAAUAUUUUUGAGUAUGCGAAAAAUGACUUUGAAAAUUUUGAAGGACCAACUAUGGGAUAUUUUGAAGAUUUUGAAGAAAAAGAAGAAUUUGAAGAAGAAGAUUUUGAAGAAGAACAAGACAUUUUCAAUUCAUUUUAA
Meloidogyne enterolobii is the source of this 657-nucleotide messenger RNA. The record is from the annotation of a GenBank genome assembly. NCBI's taxonomy places the organism in Eukaryota, Metazoa, Nematoda, Chromadorea, Rhabditida, Meloidogynidae.